Brassica napus (rape) is the source of this 1461-nucleotide messenger RNA. RefSeq lists its product as uncharacterized. Lineage: Eukaryota; Viridiplantae; Streptophyta; Magnoliopsida; Brassicales; Brassicaceae. The coding region runs from base 1 to 1461 and encodes 486 amino acids. The record is from RefSeq and is a predicted model, not a curated record. The transcript has a single exon.
AUGAAACACCAUCUUGCUGGUAUGAAAGGGGAUACGGAUGCGUGUACGAAGGUUCCGUCAGAUGUGCGAUAUAAGCUUCUGCAGUCACUGAAGGAAACUGAGAGCAAGAAGAGGAAAAAUAUUCAGUUAGAUGAUUCUAACUUAGAUGGUACUCCAGUUCAAGAUGUUGAAGAUGUUGAUACUGAUGAUAUCAUAGUUGAUAGUGGCCCAAGUCAAAAGAGAAAACAAGGUGUUGACUUACACGCAUAUUUCAAAAGAGGUGUCCAUGAUCCCACUCCACCUACUAUAAAGGCAUGCAUGCAAAGUAAAGAGAGAAUUCAUGAUGUGAACAUGUCGGUUGCUUUGUGGUUCUAUGACGCUUGUAUUCCAAUGAAUGCUGUGAAUUCUCCAUUUUUCCAGCCUAUGAUAAACAAGGUAGCAAAUAUGGGUCAUGGAUAUGCAGGUCCUACAUAUCAUGCUUUGCGUGUUGGAUUAUUGUGUGAUGCUAAGUUGCAAGUUUCUUUGAUCGUUGAUAAGUUCAGAAGUACGUGGGCUGCUACUGGUUGUACUCUUAUGGCAGAUGGAUGGAAAGACACUAGACACAGACCACUAGUCAAUUUUCUAGUUUAUUGUCCUAAAGGAAUUACAUUUCUCAAGUCAGUUGAUAUUUCAGAUAUCUGUGGAAGUGUUGAGAAUUUAUGCAACUUGUUUGCUGAUGUUGUUGGUAUGAUUGGUCCAGAGAAUGUGGUUCAUCUAGUGACUGAUAGUGCGCCAAACUACAAAGCUGCAGGAAGGCUUCUUUCUGAAAAGUUUCCCACCAUUGCUUGGUCUCCAUGUGCAGCUCAUUGCAUUAAUCUGAUUUUAGAAGAUGUGGGAAAACUUCCAAUGGUUCAUGAUUUAAAGAAGCGUAUGUCUAAGGUAACCAUUUUUGUUUACAACCACAAGUGGCCUUUAAGUUUUUUAAGGAAAAGACCUGGCUGGAGAGAGAUCAUCCGUCCUGGAGAAACUCGUUUUGCUACCAGUUUCAUUGCUCUACAAAGCCUUUAUCAGCAUAAAGAUGAUCUACAAGCUUUGGUUACAAGUACAGAUCCAGAGUUCAAGAAGCUUUCUAAAACAAGGGAAGUGAAAUCGAUAGUCUUGGAUGAGAGAGCAUGGAACAAUUGCUUGAUAAUUGUCAAGAUUAUGACUCCUAUCAUUCGUUUGUUGCGUAUAUGUGAUGCUGAUGAGAAGCCAUCUCUGCCCUAUGUAUAUGAAGGGAUGUAUCUAGCAAGACUAGGUAUUAAGAAGAUGUUCGAUAAGAAGCCUCUAUACCAGCCUUAUACAGACAUCAUUGAUAAAAGAUGGGAUCGUAUGUUGCGGCGUCAUCUUCAUGCUGCUGCGUAUUAUUUGAACCCAAGUUUCAUAUAUAGUGAAGAUACAUUUUCUGACAAGCCUGAGAUUAUGGGUGGGUUAAUGAGCAUAUUUGAAAAGGAAACAGAGUAA